AUGGCCCGCGGCAACAUCGACGUCUACAAGGUCUUCUACAAGGGCGACCACGACGACUUCGUGGUGUUCGUCGAGGACGUGGCGGCGGUGCAGAACUGGAGAAAGGACCGGUCGAUCCCGCUAUCGCAGGUGGUCAACGGCUUCAAGGUGUUUUGCACGCAUCGGCAAGGCGCGCAGGGCAUCUACGACGGCGCCAGCAAGGCGCUGCUGGAGAGCGAGUUCGGCACGUCCAACGAGGACGACGUCGUGACGAAGAUUCUGGAGAAGGGCGAGAUCCAGGAGAGCGAGAACCGAGAACGUAAUGGAUCGAAGAAUGAUUCCAAGGGGGUGUACAUGUCGCGUUAG
Ophidiomyces ophidiicola is the source of this 345-nucleotide messenger RNA. RefSeq lists its product as uncharacterized. The record is from RefSeq and is a predicted model, not a curated record. The transcript has 3 exons. Bases 1 to 345 code for a protein of 114 amino acids. Lineage: Eukaryota; Fungi; Ascomycota; Eurotiomycetes; Onygenales; Onygenaceae.